AUGGACAUGCUGGACCCGGGUCUGGAUCCCGCUGCCUCGGCCACCGCUGCUGCCGCCGCCAGUCACGACAAGGGACCCGAGGCAGAGGAGGGUGUCGAACUGCAAGAAGGCGGGGACGGGCCUGGGGCGGAGGAGCAGACGGCGGUGGCCAUCGCCAGCGUCCAGCAGGCGGCGUUCGGCGACCACAACAUCCAGUACCAGUUCCGCACAGAGAAUAAUGGAGGACAGGUGACGUACCGCGUGGUCCAGGUGACUGAUGGUCAGCUGGACGGCCAGGGCGACACAUCAGGCGCCGUCAGCGUCGUGUCUACGGCUGCCUUCGCGGGGGGGCAGCAGGCUGUGACCCAGGCUGUUAUCCAAAAUCCCUUCAGCAAUGGUGGCAGCCCGGCUGCUGAGGCUGUCAGUGGGGAGGCCCGAUUUGCCUAUUUCCCAGCGUCCAGUGUGGGAGAUACCACGGCUGUGUCCGUACAGACCACAGACCAGAGCUUGCAGGCUGGAGGCCAGUUCUAUGUCAUGAUGACGCCCCAGGAUGUGCUUCAGACAGGAACGCAGAGGACAAUUGCACCUCGGACACACCCCUACUCCUCGAAAAUUGACGGAACAAGAACGCCACGGGAUGAGAGAAGGAGAGCUCAGCAUAAUGAAGUGGAGCGGAGGCGGAGGGACAAGAUCAACAACUGGAUCGUCCAGCUUUCAAAAAUCAUUCCAGAUUGUAAUGCAGAUAAUAGCAAGACGGGAGCGAGUAAAGGAGGGAUCCUGUCAAAGGCCUGCGACUACAUCCGGGAGCUGCGCCAGACCAACCAGCGCAUGCAGGAGACCUUCAAGGAGGCUGAGCGGCUGCAGAUGGACAAUGAGCUCCUGCGGCAACAGAUCGAGGAGCUGAAGAAUGAGAACGCCGUGCUCCGCGCCCAGCUGCAGCAGCACAACCUGGAGAUGGUGGGCGAGAGCGCCCGGCAGUGA
This is a messenger RNA of Rangifer tarandus platyrhynchus (Svalbard reindeer), 960 nucleotides long. NCBI's taxonomy places the organism in Eukaryota, Metazoa, Chordata, Mammalia, Artiodactyla, Cervidae. The record is from the annotation of a GenBank genome assembly.